ACACACGACCUCCCUUCCGUGCAGAGAGGCUGGGCGGCCUGGCCUCUCCGCCGAAGCUGGUCCUCUCGCUGGGUGGCCGGCGCUCCCACGGCAUCGGGGGCGCCUUGGUGCUGGAAGAACGAGUUUUUGCUAUGUAUUGGUGUGCUAAAAGGAGAGAAGGAGGGAGGAGGAAGAAGAGGUGGAAGAGAUGAAUAUGGCACAAGAAGAGAGGGAAAGGAGAUCAGUCACGUGUGUUGUUGAAGAUAACGAAGGUUUUUGAGAAGAUCGGGUAUGGCGCUGGGACCUUCACUGAGAACUUCACUGAUAGCUUUCCGUUGUGUAAUUAUCGAGUUGUUUAUUAAAGCAUAUUUCUCCGUUUCUUUCCCUUUCGAAUUUGAGUCUGGCAAUGGCACUAAUGACGGUAGUGACAACGACGAUAAUAAAGUCCAAGAUGAUGAUAAUAAAGAUGAUGACGGUGGUAAUGACGUAGAAGAUGAUAAUGGUGGUGCCAAUGGGGAUGUUGACGGUACUGAUGAUGGCAAUGACGAUAAUAAUGAUAAUGAUGAUGACAAUUUCAAUGAUAAUGAUGAUGUCGCUGGGGAUGAUAAUGAUAAUGAUGAUGGCAAUGACAGUGCUGAGGAUCAUACAGAUGGCUAUGACAGUGACGAGGAUCAUGCAGAUGGCUAUGACAGUGACGAAGAUCAUACAGAUGGCUAUGACAGUAACGAGGAUCAUGCAGAUGGCUAUGACAGUAACGAGGAUCAUGCAGAUGGCUAUGACAGUAACGAGGAUCAUGCAGAUGGCUAUGACAGUAACGAGGAUCAUGCAGAUGGCUAUGACAGUAACGAGGAUCAUGCAGAUGGCUAUGACAGUAACGAGGAUCAUGCAGAUGGCUAUGACAGUGGCGAGGAUCAUGCAGAUGGCUAUGACAGUGACGAGGAUCAUGCAGAUGGCUAUGACAGUGACGAGGAUCAUGCAGAUGGCUAUGACAGCGACGAGGUUCAUGAUAAAGAUGACAUUAAUGGUGAUGGGGAUGAUAACUAACGAUGAUGAGGAUAACCUCGACAACACUCGCAAAACAAAGAUAAUGACCAGCUUACGAAGAUUAUCCUGAUCACGGCAACGGAAGAUAUGAACAAAAGAAGAAGAAAAUGAAUGAAAUAUGAAUGGAAGAACACAGCGUCUGUGGACCAUGGAAUUUAACUGACUUUUUCUUUCUUUGUCUUUCAUUACUGAUAAGGGUAAAAUAAACUCACCACACCUUC
Messenger RNA from Penaeus indicus, 1244 nucleotides. RefSeq names its product germ cell nuclear acidic protein-like. Bases 271 to 1023 code for a protein of 250 amino acids. The record is from RefSeq and is a predicted model, not a curated record. The transcript is spliced from 4 exons. NCBI's taxonomy places the organism in Eukaryota, Metazoa, Arthropoda, Malacostraca, Decapoda, Penaeidae.